AUGCAGACUCCAAAUACGGCUCAUUUCUCAAAUAUUUGGACUAUCAUUCGGGCUGCGCAAGGGCUGUUAGACGUCUUUACCGGCUUAUCUAUAACCGAUAUGCUUGCUUUGCCACCGCAUAUUUACGCUGGCCGCGUAAUAUACGCAGUAAUACUCCUAAUGAAACUACACAAAGGAGUUUCGGCGCGUGUAUGCAAAUUGAGUGAAGACAUCUCAGUCGGUCAGUUGCGCUUAGAAGAGUACAUUGAGCGGCUUUUACUCAUUUCGAAAGGGCUCACCGCGGAGGAUAGUUGCAGUUCUUUAAGUCGGGCGUUUUUAAUCAUGUCACAAUUAAAGAACUGGCUUCGCAGUGAUACACCCAAGUCGAUAUUCGAAAACAACGAAAGGUCGGUAGGCAAAGGGAGUCACGCUAAAAUCCGUGCCUCCCCAGUGCCCGGAAUUUCCAACCAGGCGCAGCUUCAACGGGGCCUAGCGAUUGGAUCGGAUACGCAAGUUUACGCAACUGCAGGCUACGCCAGCCCCUUGGGCGCACUCAAAUCUCAAUCUAAUAACAUGUUGUCGCAAUCUGGGAUUCCUGAAAAUACGGGUGAUAUGUCGAGCCGCGAGAUCGCUUCAGAUUCAUGGUUUUGGGAAUUCUUCAAUGUUGAUAUGUUCAAUUGA
Penicillium waksmanii is the source of this 660-nucleotide messenger RNA. RefSeq lists its product as uncharacterized. NCBI's taxonomy places the organism in Eukaryota, Fungi, Ascomycota, Eurotiomycetes, Eurotiales, Aspergillaceae. The transcript has a single exon. The record is from RefSeq and is a predicted model, not a curated record. Bases 1 to 660 code for a protein of 219 amino acids.